Messenger RNA from Physella acuta, 2568 nucleotides. Its product is annotated as LETM1 domain-containing protein 1. Gene Ontology annotation, cellular component: mitochondrial inner membrane. The record is from RefSeq and is a predicted model, not a curated record. NCBI's taxonomy places the organism in Eukaryota, Metazoa, Mollusca, Gastropoda, Physidae. Gene Ontology annotation, molecular function: ribosome binding. Gene Ontology annotation, biological process: intracellular monoatomic cation homeostasis.
ACAAUAUGGCAGCGCUCAUGAGCAAUAACAUAACAGUCAAAUCAUUAUAUCAUGUCAGAAGAGGAGGAACCAGAUUGUGGCCGAUUUUUUCGAGCUUAAAGUUUAAUCCGGAAAAUUUAUCACCAGUGAUAUGCUCGAGAUGCAGCAAGUACUACAGUACACAGCAGUCAGAAGACAAAGUUAAACCUCCAGCACGCCUGCGAAGAUUUCUGCUAGACAAACUAGUAAAUUUUAUAACCAACUCUUCUGAUCAGCUGGAGAAGAGAAUACCAAGUGUCUUUCAAGUCUAUAGAACAUUUAAAACAGGUGUGUCAGGGUUUGUGUCCGACACAAAAAGCUAUUACAAGAUCUCAACAAGGCUUUGGUCUGGAGAAAGUCUGGAGAAUUUUUCCAGGAAAGAUUUAGAACUUUACAGACAAUUUUCUACAGAUCUGCCAGUUGUGGGUUUAAUUUUUGUGAUAGUUUUUGCACCUGGAGGUGCAGCCAUUUUCCCACUUGCCUAUGUAUUUCCUCGUUAUCUUCUGUCCCAACACUUCUGGACACCACAGCAGAAGGUGGAGUUUCGAACCCUAGCCAUCAGGAAACAGCUGAAGCACUACGACGGUGUUUUAGACUACAUGCACCUGCUUAGCCAGCACAUAGAACACAAACCAUCUGCUGAGAAUGUCAGGAAACUUAUUAGCAAGUUGGAUUCCAAAGUUGUGUUGUCUAAUGCAGAAAUCCUAGAGACUUUGCCACUGUUUGAAGGGAAGCCAUUCAACAUGGAAUGCCUAUCUAUAAGACAUUCAAGACAUCUAAGCAAAUCUCUAGGACUCUCAGUCAGGAGGAAAAAGUUGAUCAAAGAUGCUCUGUUUUUACACUUCAUUGAUAAAGCCAUGCAGAGGGAAGGUAUUGAUAUAAUGGAGGAAGAAGAAUUGGACAAGGCAUGUUACUGGAGAGGGUUAAACCCCAGUGGUUUAAGCAAACAAGAGAAAGCUCAAUAUCUAAACAAGUGGAUUGACAUUAGUGGACACAUACAUGAGAAAAGCAUAUCACUCCUGCUGCACCUUCCUGUCUUGUUGAGCUACUGCCACCCCAAGAAUCAGACACUGAUGGCAACUAAGACAAUCAACAGAGGAAACAUUGACAGCUACUGAAGAGGUCGCUGUCUGGGAGGAAGUAGAUCUGUUUGAGAUGAGGAUGGUGUCUUGUAUUGUAGUUCAUAUUUUGAUUUCUUCAUAGCAGCAGCAAUAUUUCACUCCUUUGCUAAUUAUUUUUGACUGCUUUUUGUACUAAAAACCAGGUGCUGUUUAGUUUAUUUUUUCUUAUGUGAUUUGGGUAUGUUUAAUAUGAUAAAAAUCAACAUAAAAACUCAAGAUUAUAUGUAGUACAUAAGUCUUGGUUUUUGUCUCUUCUGAUUUAAUUUACAUGACACAUACCCAGGCUUCAAGUUUUGAUUAUUUUAUGUUUGGCUUGUGAAUUUCCCAGCAGUGUUUUAUUUUCUCAUUCAGUCUCACUGUUUAGCAGUACAAUGUUUCUCAAUCUUUUUGUUGUGUUCCCAUUGCUAAUAAUAAUACAGUUACGUAUAAUGAUUACUGAAUCAUAAAUAGAUAGUGCUGGAAUCAUAAAUAGAUAGGUGCUAUCAACAUCCUACUGCCAGGGAGUCUGUCAACUGCCUUGAUGUUGUAUCUAGUUCUAUUGUCCAUUACAGUGUGUUUAAGUGCAUACAUUGUUUAAAAUAAAAAUGUAUUAAUACUGAAGUCAUAAUAAGUGGAAACUACUGUUCAUGACAAUAUCUGCAAUUACUUCUCCUAACAUAACCUUACUUUACUUAUGCUUUUAUUUGAAAACAAUGUAAUGCAUUUACUUACUUCAUGUAUAGUCUUUUCUGUUCAUUUUAUAUUAUUUUCUACUUAUUUUAUUCAUAAAAAUACAAGCAAAUUAUGUAUUUGUUUGUGUAAUGUGUUAUUCGAGCUAUUUAUAUUUUAAUUGACUUAUAUGAACAUACUUACCUCAAGAUUUUAUCAGUUUUCGGAUUUCGAAGGAUGCAUUAUUAAUGAUAGAGGAUGCUCUACUGCAGGGGUUCCCAACCUUUUUUGACUCUAGAGCACAUUCUAAAAUAUCGAUAGGGUGGCGGGCACCACCUAUUUUAAAUCGACAAACUCCUUCCAGAGGCGUAGCAACCCUUCCCGUCACCCGGGGACAAAACUUUCGAUUUGCACCCCCCCCUCUCAAAUUUUCGAUUUGCACCCCCCCCCCCCCUCAAAUUUUCGAUUUGCACCCCUCUCCCCUCAAACUUUUGAUUUCCAUCCCCUUCAACCUUUCAAUAAUGUUUAUGUAAAAAAUUCUGUCUCUGUCGAAUAGUGAGAGGCGGGCACAUACGAAUCGUUCGGCGGGCGCCAUGGCGCCCGCGGGCACGGGGUUGGGAACCCCUGCUCUACUGUAUGUUGUAUGCAAUGAUAACAGAGGUUUCACUGUUUGUUCUAUAACAAUUUUAAACAUGGUAAUCUCAGACACUUUCUACUUGUUCACAUUUAUCACCAGUUUCACAGCUGCUUGUGUCAUAGCUGCCUCCAAGAGCAGGGUUAG